AUGGCUUCUUCUCCGGAUCUCCGUAUUGGAACAAAGUCGAUACGAAAUCGAGCCGAUUUGGACGACUAUGUCUAUCAUUUCAAUGCCAACGACAAAGCUGAAUACACCGCGUACUACUCCAAAAAUGCAGUGUUCAGAUUCAGUGGUUUUCCCGACAGGACCAUUGACGAAUUUCUGUCAUGGGUGGACGAAAUCCAUGCUGGUAUGCGUGAAACCCUCGAAUUGAAAAGGGUAGUAUUUGGACAGGACAUCGUUGUCACCGAGAUGCACACCCAAUUCCGAGGCAUCAACGGCUAUGAAACAGACAAUCUCGCUGGCAGAUGGGGGCCAGUGUGGCCCGGAAACGGCCCUCUUGUCAAGAUGUUUGUCUGGUACACUCUUGACAAGGACGGCCACAUCAUCCAGCUGACGGAGGACGCUUACCUUGAGAAAGAGGCCUCUAGGGAUGUCAUUCGUUCCCACGAGGACUUCAAACUUUAUCUCAAUGCAUUCAACACCAACGACUUUGACACUUUCCCGCGGUAUUAUACAUCAGAUGUUACCAUCAUACUCGAUGGAAAACAGACUCUACAUGGCAGGGAGGAGGCGACCAACUUUUUUCGCAACGCACGCAGUCAAGUGAACGAGGACGUCAACGUCCAGUCCAUAAUUCUGGACAAGACCGGCAUUGCACUAAAAUCAUACAUCAAAUUCACCGCUGUUGCGAACAUCGAGGAUAUCCUGAAUUUUGGAUCGGGCGUACGGCAGGGAGGAGGCUACGAGGCCCAUUUCUUGAUUCAUUAUGAGCUUACUCCUGAAGGAAAGAUUCACUAUAUCACCGCGGCGCAAUCUGGAGGAGUUAAGAUCUUUAACCCCUCUACAUAG
Molecule: messenger RNA, 864 nt
Organism: Fusarium oxysporum Fo47
Lineage: Eukaryota; Fungi; Ascomycota; Sordariomycetes; Hypocreales; Nectriaceae
Product: nuclear transport factor 2 family protein
Exons: 3
Coding region: 1-864 (287 amino acids)
Source: RefSeq, a predicted model, not a curated record